GAAGAACAGCGAGUAGGUAAAAAACCCCAGUCGCCAAAACUCUAUGAAAAUCGUGAAAAAUUGCCAAACGGUUUGAGAGGAUAUUAUGUACAUAGACUUCUUGUAAAUGCUGUUGCAAUGUGGGCUUCACCUCGUUACGCUUGUUAUAUUUUCAUGAUGUUAGAUGAAAUUCAUAGACAAGAACGUGAAGAGCUAGAGAACAAGCUUGAAGCAAAAGACAAAAGCAUUCAGAAAAGAAUACCACGUUCGGUACCAAAAGGAAAGGAAAAGAACUAUAAGUAUAUGAUUUAUACUGAAGAGAUGGAAAAUGAAGAAGACAGAGAUAUGGUUAUGUUGCAUUUAGUCAGAAGAAACAACAAAAGCUUUUACGACCUUGCUAAGAUUUACAAAUCUGACAGAAAUUGGUUCUAUCGCGAAAACUUACCGAUUUCAAUGACACCGAAUGAAGAUGUGAAACAAAUAGUUCAAGAUACGUUACCUCAAACACACUAUGAUAUUAAAGGUUGUACAAUACUUACCUUCAAAGAAGAUUUGCCAUUGUUAAAGGAAAAAAUAACAGAGUAUUUUGACAACUUCAAACAAGUAGGGUAG
This is a messenger RNA of Trichomonas vaginalis G3, 591 nucleotides long. RefSeq names its product KilA, N-terminal/APSES-type HTH, DNA-binding family. The record is from RefSeq and is a predicted model, not a curated record. Lineage: Eukaryota; Parabasalia; Trichomonadida; Trichomonadidae. The annotation marks the transcript as partial. The transcript has a single exon.